This is a messenger RNA of Anisakis simplex (herring worm), 1095 nucleotides long. The record is from the annotation of a GenBank genome assembly. NCBI's taxonomy places the organism in Eukaryota, Metazoa, Nematoda, Chromadorea, Rhabditida, Anisakidae.
AUGUCCACGUGCUGUCCAGCAAAAUCGGAUCAAAUCAAUAAAAUAUUGCGCAUACGUCCAAUCAGAAAGAUUCAAACGUGUUCAUUCUCGCUGAGAUUCGAUCCAUCUGGCUUAGAACGAGCUGAUGAGAAGCAGUCGAGUGAAUAUAUCCGUGAUAUGAUAAAUAAUAUGAUUGCAGAAAGUGUUUUAACAUUAGCUGAAGAAUUCCGAAAUGAGCUAUUUCCUUUAGUGACUUCAAUGAUCAGCGCGAAAACUUUCAGUCCACAGUGCUAUGAAGAUCUUGAGAAAGUGGCAAAUGCGAUCAAAUCGAAAGUCAAUCUGAAAGAGACUCCAACACUCGCAAUCAUAUGCGGCUCGGGACUUGGCGAUCUUGCCGAAUCGGUGACCGACAAACAAAUUUUACCAUACAGUGAAAUACCCGGAUUUCCAAGCACAAAAGUGGUGGGCCACAAAGGUAAUUUGGUGUUCGGUUAUUUGGGUGGAAAAUAUGUGAUGUGUGUUCAGGGCCGAUUCCAUCCGUACGAACAUGGAAUGAAUCUCGCGCUGGGUGCAAUGCCAGUGCGAAUAAUGCAUUUUCUUGGUGUCACAAAGUUGGUUGUAUCAAACGCAGCUGGUGGCCUCAAUGAGCAUUUCAAGCAAGGUGACAUCAUGGUCAUCAAAGACCAACUCUGCCUUCCGGCUCUGGCCGGUUUCUCGCCGUUCGUUGGUGCACACGAUGAACGCUUUGGUGCUCGAUUCCCGUCGAUGCAUGCCGCAUAUGAUCCACCGCUAAGGAAGAAGGCCAUGGAAAUCGCCAAGCAACAAGGAAUUCGUGCAUUCGAAGGUGUUUACUGCAUGUGUGCUGGUCCUCAAUAUGAAUCGCCAGCUGAAGUGAAUUUCAGGAAUGUCAACUUGUCACGAAGUGGCUGUGGCAAGACAACAUGGAAUGACGGUGUUUGGCAUUUCUCUAAUCACCAAUAUGUAUGUUGCUUUACGAUAGCCAACAUGGACAGUGACUCAACGGCGGAAGUUGCACAUACUGAAGUGCUGGAUACGGCCAAAGAAGCGAGUUCGCGUGUGUGCAAUUUCGUUGCUGAAGUUAUUAAAAUAAUGUAG